Clunio marinus is the source of this 2574-nucleotide messenger RNA. Lineage: Eukaryota; Metazoa; Arthropoda; Insecta; Diptera; Chironomidae. The record is from the annotation of a GenBank genome assembly.
AUGUUCAAUUAUUACAAUAAAGUUGCUGGAGAAUACCAGGAAGUUAAAAUAAAAUAUGAGGAAACUCUCAUCACAUUUGAAACAACAAAACAUGUGACAGAAGCAAUAAAUGAAGAACAAUCAGCACCACACAAAGAAACUACAAAUGCAAUGGCUUCAUCUACAAAUGUUCCACAGGAUAAAUCUAAAAAACCUACAAAAUGUUUAAACGUUCAUGUCAAAUAUAAUGCUUUAAAAGAAAUUCUCAUCCUUGAUUUCCGCGCGUAUGAAUAUGAAUGGAACCUCAUCUCGAUUAUUGGUUUUUAUCAUAAUUUCGACAUCGCUCGAAUUCCAGAGGACUCAUUUAAAAGUAUUCUUGAUGAUGAGCUACCUUUAGAAUGCUUCUACCCAAAAGCAAACGACAAUUAUCAGAAAAUAUUCAAAGUUGAUAUUUCUAAAAUUGAAAGACACGUUUUCAGGAAAGAGUUCACGAUUGAAAUAUCAUACAUGUUACUUGACGAUGUUGAUAAGAAAAUAUUCAGAUCAAAAUAUGAUUUUGAUUUGCACGAGGCAUUGACAAAUGAUGAUAUCAAUAUAUUAACAGAAAUCAAUCAGUAUCAACGUCAACCUCUGGCAACACGGACUCAUAACUUCUUUCGUAUGAUUAAAUAUGCUCUAAAUGUUGAAGACUUGGAAAGUCAGAAUGAACUUAAAGAAUUCAUUUUGCCACAUAUUCAACUAGAAUAUUCGAAAGACAGCAAACAAUAUUGGAUUCCCAUCGAAGGAUAUCAACUUCCUCGUGAUUACAAAGAGAUGUCAAUUUGUUUAGUUCCAAUGGAGAAAUAUCGAGAAGGAAAAAUGAACUUUGAAAAGGAUUGCAUUUAUUCACAAAUAGAAAAUUACAUGAAUGGUAAAAUUUAUUUAGUUAAAAAGAUUCCAAAUUUCCAUCAGCCACAAUCAAAACCAACACUCAACUUGUCAUGUAAAUAUUGUCUGCGUUUCAUUCCCAAUCGAAUCACUUACCGUGCGUGUUUUCAAGCUAUUGAAACUAUUGGUGUACACGGUUUAAGUGAUUAUUUCAAUGACUUUGAGUACUCUGGAUUUGAUAAAUAUCGAGUAAAAGAUAACAUAAUAGAAGAUUUUAGCUGGUUCAAUAAACAGAUUGAAACAAAUGAAGAGCAAAAGACAGCAAUCAAAAACAUUGUCAAUUGUACGGCAUAUCCGUUCCCUUACGUUGUUUUUGGACCACCAGGAACUGGAAAGACAACUCUUAUUGUUGAAUGUAUCGCACAAAUUCUGAAAGAGAGACCAACGAAUCACAUUCUAGUCACAGCUCAAUCAAACAGCGCUUGUGAUGAAAUUGGAAACAGAUUGCUGAAAUUUAUUCCACGAGGAAAGAUUUAUCGCUUUUAUUCGUCUUCACUUUUGAAUUCCGGUAAUGCCGAAGCUUCUCAAGUUCUUCUUGAAACGUCAAAUUUGAGAAAUGGAAACAACGAAUACCCUACGAAGGAAGAAUUCUUUCAUUUCAAUGUUGUGAUUAUUACGUUGACAACAUGUUCGCGUUUAGUUCAGGCGAAAUGCGACAAUAUCAAUAAACAUUUUGAUUAUAUCUUCGUCGAUGAGUGUGCUGCAGCAACUGAACCUGAAGCUUAUAUUCCAAUCGUUGGUUUCGGAACCGGAGACAGAAAUAUCACAACAAAUGUUGUGCUUAUCGGAGAUCACAAACAGUUUGGACCUGCCGUGAAAUCUCAUUUCGCUGAAGACCUUGGAUUAGGUGUCAGCUUAAUGGAGCGAAUCAUGACAAAGUCAAAGUACAAAUUAAGGCCAGACAAUUCGUAUGAUCAAAAGUACAUCACUCAAUUGCUUAACAAUUUUCGCUCACAUCCAGCAAUACUUCAAUUCUCAAAUAUUUUAUUCUACAAUUCAAAACUUCGUGCAAAAAUUUCGGAGCCUGAGAGAAGUCUUGGAACUCGAUGGAACUUUAUCCGAAAUAAAAAAUUCCCAAUCCUCUUUCAUUGCACUAAGACACCGAGUCAGAUUGUUAUCAAUGGCACAAGUUCAUUCAAUGAAGGUGAAAUCGAAAAAGUAAAAUUCUAUGUGGAUAUUUUACUCAUGAAAGGUAUCGAUGGUGUUAAAAUCAACCCUGACGACAUUGGCAUUGUGUCGCCCUAUAAAGCUCAACUUUUAAAAUUAAAACAAAAAUUUAAUGCAGAAAUUUAUCGAAACCUUGAAAUGGGAACUGCAGAAUAUUAUCAAGGACGAGAGAAGAAGAUUAUUAUAAUCUCAACAGUCAAAUCAUACGGAAGUGUAGGAUUCCUGAAAUGUGAGAAACGUUUGAAUGUUUGCAUUACACGUGCAAAAUCUCUUCUUAUUCUGAUUGGAAAUGGGGACACAUUGAAACAAAACCCCUUAUGGAACUCUUUCUUGCAAUUCUGUGAAGCUAAUGAUGGUUGUGUUGGAAAGACGAAUACAAUUUUUGGAGGAUUCGGACAGUGUCAACAAGAAAAUAAAAUCGCUGAAAUUGGACAAAUUACUGGAAAAAAUGGAAUAAAACAAAAUGGAAUUCACAGUUUCAAAAACUUCUUGAAAUUUUAG